UUAGUGUUUGUUUAGAAAAUUUUCUGAAAUCUUUUUGCCAUUUUGUUGCAUUUUUUUCAAAAAUUUUAGGAUAUUUAUUGCACAAUUAAUAUAUAAUUUAUAAGAUAACAAUGUCUGCAAAUGCAAGUUUUCUAUUCUUCUGCUGCUACUUUGCCGCUUUACUAUUCACUUUGGACGCAUUCGACGACGUUCCACAUCACACAUGUGACUAUAAUAAAGAAUGUGAAAUUAAAACAAACGGCGAGUCAGUGUUCUGCUGUGGCGAUUGUGGAGCAUCAGUUUGUUGCAAUAAUUCAACCAGAGAAUUGAAUGUUUCAAAAUGCGAGACGGAGGAAAAAGAAAUCGAAGGGUCGGCAUCAAUGUUGGGUUUUAUUAUCGGGGGAAUGGUUGGUUCUUUUGUUCUUGCAAUGAGUUCUCAUUAUCUUAUAAAAAAAUUAAUUCAAAAAAUACGAAAAAUGAGGAAUGGAUUUCAACCUCAAGGAAACGGUACAACCGGAAAUGACCCACACACAACAACAAUUGCUGUCAAUGAACUUCCUCCAUUAUAUGAAGAUAUUCAACUUUAUCGAAAACUUGAAUCAAGAAAUGUUCAACGACUGCAUCAUACAGAGGAAGUUGAUGAAAUAAAAAUUAAAACAUCUACAUUAUCUGAAGAAAAUAUAUUACCUCCGUCAUAUAGUUCAAUUUUUUCUGCGAUAGAAGAGGAGAACAAACAACAUAAUGAGCAAAGAACGGCGGCAGUGUCCAUACAAAUCCCAGACAGUACAGACACAGCAGUGUCAUCUACAUCGGAAUGACGUGGCAUCAGUCUAAAAAAACUCCAGAUCGAAUGUAUUUUUGAUGAUGUGAUCUUUAUUCCGGUGUUAUAUUGCAUGGGACAGGCUGCUCUGCCAUUACUAAGGAACGCGGAACAAAAAGAAUGGGAUAACAAAUUGCCAUGCUGAAAGUAUGGCAUAGAGCCGUAGAAAAAUUGUCUUGGUUGUCGUGGAACGCUUUGUUUGACAGAAGCAUAUUUGCGAAACGACUAAUAUUCAUGAAAUCAAAGACGGAUUAGAGCUAAUGCGUUCAAACUCAUUCCAUGGACAUCUCGUCCCUGCACUAACAUGUUCAAUAUUUAUUGUUCAAAUGGUGCGAUUGUCACGGAUUUAUUGUUAAUGCUAAGUUAUUCAUACUGUUUAUUUUUGUUAUGUUCUAGCGGUACUGUCGCUGGUAUUCUAAUAAUCCAUAGACGACAUUCUUUUUUAAUUUUGUAUCGUUUCUAUUGUUAUAGAAUAAAGAGACAAUGCGCAAAUA
This is a messenger RNA of Styela clava, 1293 nucleotides long. RefSeq lists its product as uncharacterized. Lineage: Eukaryota; Metazoa; Chordata; Ascidiacea; Stolidobranchia; Styelidae. The record is from RefSeq and is a predicted model, not a curated record.